AGGACGACGUCGUGUGUUAAUGUAACAUGUGCGUGUCGCGAAUCUUUCCAAUCGCUUCGCCGCUAUCAUGAAAAUCGAUCUCAAGUGGUUGGGCCGGUGCGGUUCCAGGUGAUGCCCUGAGUUAUGCUCCCCAAUUCCGUCACAUCGAAGGGGCUCGUCUUCGUCGUGGCCCUCGUCUUCUGCUUGCUGUUCUUUUACAACGCCAUCGAGGAUAAGCGAGGCGAGAGCGCGUUUGCCUUCAACAUCACCAGGAAUGUUGUUCGAUUGGAGCAGAUCCACAGUCCGCUGCUAAAAUCGCUUCUGAAGACGGGUAGCAGCAGCAGCAGCAGCAACGGUGGCGUUGGUAGGGUGAGGGUGAGCAGCAACAGAUCGGUGGCUGUGGAUUAUAAGAACUCGUCGAGCACGACCACCACCACAACAGCUCUUCUGUACUAUUCGAGCAGCAGUAGUACGGUCAGCAGCACGUCAUCAGUUGAAGCAGCCACCGUCGAAGCUGGAAACGCAACGGACGGAGUGGUGGUGUGCUCGGAGAAUCCGCCGAAUCUGGGCACCUCGGUGAAGGUGUCCAAGUAUCCGGUCCCAUCGAUCUAUCAGCUGGAGCACAGGUUCAGCUGGUUGCAGCCGGGCGGUCAUUGGGCGCCGGACGAUUGCAAGGUUCUGAAGAGGGUGGCGCUGAUCGUACCGUUUCGAUGCAGGGCCGAGCAUCUGCUGCUCUUCCUCCAGCACAUGCAUCCGUUCCUCAGGAAGCAGCAGAUCGAUUACACCAUCUUCAUCGUCGAGCAGGAUGGGAGCGGCCCGUUCAAUCGAGCCUCGCUCAUGAACGUCGGCUUCAAGGAGGCCCUUAAGAUCGCACCGUUCGACUGCUUCAUCUUCCACGACAUCGACCUUCUGCCCGAGGACGAGCGCAAUCUGUACACCUGUCCCGAGUACCCGAGACACAUGAGCGUCGCCAUAGACAGCUUUCAAUACAAAUUGCCUUACACGACUAUUUUCGGCGGCGUCUCGGCCAUCACCCGCGAACACUUCGAGCUUCUCAACGGUUUCUCGAAUUCGUUCUGGGGUUGGGGCGGCGAGGACGACGACAUGGCCAACCGACUGAAGCAUCACAACCUCUUCAUUUCGCGCUACCCCAUCGCCAUAGCCCGCUACACCAUGCUCACGCACAAGAAGGAAAAACCGAAUCCGAACAGGUACGAGACGUUGAAGACCGGCAAAAUCAAAUACGACAGCGACGGCCUUUCGAAUCUGCAGUACGAGGUGAAGAAGAUGAAGCGUAACCUGCUGUACACCUGGUUGCUGGUGGAGAUCGGACCGCGCAGCUGAUGGCGCGAGUUGGUCGACCUCUUGGGCAGAUGACUAAAGGCGAUGCUGUCGUUCCUCGUGCAGCAACGGCAGGAACAACCCAGCGGCGGCCACAAACUCAACAGAAAGCAACAACAACAACAACUACAAUAAUAAUCAUAUACUCGAAUGGCAGCGAAUCUUCUACAAAUUAGAUGAUUUUGUAAACUUCAAUUUGGUCCAGGAAGAGCGUGCACCUUUUGUCUAGUCAGCGCGACUGACCCAAUUCCUAUUUUCGUAUUUUUUUGUUUGUUUUUAACUUAAGAACAAUUAGCAACGCAACAAAACCGAGAACAUUUAUAGAAACGCAUGUGUACUUGGUAGUCUACGCGGACACACCAUUGUCGUUUCACAUUCUCAUCUCGACUGGUAACUGUAGCACAAGAGAUGCAUUUAUUUAGAAAUGGAAGAGUGGUAGUAGUUUAUGGUCAAUGAUAUAAUGACAAGUGAGAGAUGUUUUUGUAUCCGUUUUGAUUUUGUCUAGGUGCCAAACAAGAAUGUGCACAAUUUAUUUAUGUAUCGCUCACUCAAUAUGUUAUACAUCUUUGUUUGUAUAUUUGCAUUUUUCAAAUCGAAAGGGAUAUUUUUUUUUAUUUGUUCAUUAGCGCAGAUUGAUAUAGUUUGUGUCUAUGUACUUACUCUUAGCGAGGUGAUCAAAAUGACACUUUUCAAUUUUGUUUCGUCUAGGAAACUCUGUGAUAUGUGUUUUCUCUUGAAGCGCAACAGAAAGAAGCACAGAUCUGAAGUAAAAUAUGUAUAUGUAAUAUAGUUUAUAAAUCAGGCAAAGUGAUUGAUUUAAUAAUUGAAUUUUUGCAGGAGGCUCGAAUUUUUUUGUUUCGUUUUGUUUAUAUUAACGAUAUUGUUUUGUAAAUAAUUUGUUUCUGAGUUAAGAUGAGCGUGGAUGGAAGAGAGAGAGAGACAGAGAUAUUAAUAAAAGAGAAGA
Nicrophorus vespilloides is the source of this 2284-nucleotide messenger RNA. Its product is annotated as beta-1,4-N-acetylgalactosaminyltransferase bre-4. The transcript has 5 exons. Gene Ontology annotation, molecular function: N-acetyl-beta-glucosaminyl-derivative 4-beta-N-acetylgalactosaminyltransferase activity. NCBI's taxonomy places the organism in Eukaryota, Metazoa, Arthropoda, Insecta, Coleoptera, Silphidae. Bases 124 to 1323 code for a protein of 399 amino acids. Gene Ontology annotation, biological process: carbohydrate metabolic process; glycosphingolipid biosynthetic process. The record is from RefSeq and is a predicted model, not a curated record.